Messenger RNA from Microdochium trichocladiopsis, 1548 nucleotides. RefSeq names its product ribosomal protein L4 domain-containing protein. The record is from RefSeq and is a predicted model, not a curated record. Gene Ontology annotation, molecular function: structural constituent of ribosome. The transcript is spliced from 2 exons. Lineage: Eukaryota; Fungi; Ascomycota; Sordariomycetes; Xylariales; Microdochiaceae. Bases 167 to 1117 code for a protein of 316 amino acids. Gene Ontology annotation, cellular component: ribosome. Gene Ontology annotation, biological process: translation.
GGUCGUGGGUGCAUGGACGACGAGCUGCGAUUGACAUCUCGCCCGUCUGCAGGCAGUGUCCGCCACCAAACCUCCAACCCAACGCUCCUACGACCCGGCCUCACUCGCCGGCGCAAUUCUAGGGACCUGCACAGCUGUCGAGGAGUCCUUGUGCCCUACGACGGCCAUGGCAUCCAAAGGCGCCAGAAGCCUCAAUGAGGCCAUGAAAGGCCUGUCCCUCACCUCCCAGAUUUGCAGAGAUGCGACAUCGCAUCGGAUACCAUCUCUCACACGGUCCAUGGCCACCGAGGCUGGCGUCCCAAAGCCUGGGGUCACCGAAUACUACCGCCCGCCCACCACGGUCCCUGUCACAAUCUUUGGCUUCCCCUCCUACGAACCGCGGCGGCUCGAAGCCUGGUCCACGAAGCACCUCAGCCUUCCGCUUCGGAGGGACAUUCUCCACCUCGCCGUCGUCCACGAGGGCGACAACACCCGGCAAGGCACGGCGAGCUCAAAGACCCGCUACGAGAUCCGCGGCUCGAACCGCAAGCUGUACGCGCAGAAGGGCACCGGACGGGCGCGUGUCGGCGACAAGAAGUCCCCUCUCCGCCGCGGAGGCGGCAAGUCCUUCGGCCCCAAGCCACGCGACUUUGGCACCAACCUGAACCGCAAGGUGUACGACCUGGCUUGGCGCACGGCGCUGAGCUACCGCUACCGCCGCGGCGAGCUCAUUGUCUGCGAGGAUGGCAUGGAGCUUCCCAUGCCUGACGUGUACGAGCAGCUGCUCCAGCAGGAGACCUUUACCGACGAGCUCGCGCUCGCCUUCCAGGCGCGGUGGGCGCGUGAGGUGCUGGAGAGGAACGACUGGGGCAAGCAGGCUGGCAGGAGCACAUUCAUCACCACAGACUACCGGCCGAACCUCUUUGACGCGAUAGAUGAGAUCCCCCGGUAUGGCAGGGCGCUGGACACUGAGGACCUCGAUGUCAAGGACCUACUCGAGUCUAGCCGCAUCAUCAUCGAGCGGUCAGCACUACAGGAGCUCAUCGAGAAGCACCAGAGCGAUCUGGUCAGCUCUGUGUAUGUUGUCAACGGGUCAUUGCCCAAGGGCCCCGAGAGCGGCAAGGUUCUGGUGCAAUGAGGGGUCAAAGACGGCCCAUUCGCGCAUGGUACUGGCCAUGACAACGUCAGAAGAAGGCUCUGUACCAGUUCAUCAAAUCAAGCGGUCUAGUUGGAAUCGGUGCCCUGAAGGCGCGACUGGGAGCACUGGGAAACCGCCCUUUCGAGUGUAAGAUAUCAUGCUUCUUGCACCCUGUGUUCUGUAUAUGAUGAGACCAUGUAGAACAAAGCACUUGUAAAAUAUACGUAGCGCAGAGUCUAAGAACUACCAUGCGUUCAUAACUCAUCAUGCCGUGGGUCGAGAGCUAGGUUGGAUGGGCAGAAGCAAGAUCGGGGCACGCCCCCUGGAAUUACUGCGUAAUGGCCGCGCAUCGAGGGCACGCCACUGUACAUCUCUUGAACGAGAACCUGCAUUUACCACGGAAGUCCAUUACGCUAAAGGCCGACCACAUC